GCCUAUAAGUACUCACGUCCAUGCCGAUGCAAUCCCCAGGGAAGUCGCAAAGAAACUAGAAGUGACCAACCGUAGCUAGUAGCAGUGACAAGUGCCGCCUCGCCGUGCCCGCAGCCAAAACCCGUGCCACAUCUCGGUUCGAGAGCAAAUCACAGACAGAAAUGGGUUCCCUCGGUGCAGUGGAGAAGCCGCACGCCGUGUGCCUGCCGUACCCGGCGCAGGGGCACAUCACCCCGAUGCUCAACGUGGCGAAGCUGCUCCACGCCCGGGGCUUCGACGUCACCUUCGUCAACACCGAGUACAACCACGCCCGCCUCGUCCGAACCCGCGGCGCGGCGGCCGUGGCCGGCAUCCCGGGCUUCCGCUUCGCCACCAUCCCCGACGGCCUGCCCCCUUCGGAGGACGACGACGUCACGCAGGACAUCCCCUCGCUGUGCCGCUCCACCACGGAGACCUGCCUCGGCCCCUUCCGCCGCCUCCUCGCCGACCUCAACGACCCAGCCACGGGCCACCCGCCCGUCACCUGCGUCGUCUCCGAUGUCGUCAUGGGCUUCUCCAUCGACGCCGCCAAGGAGCUCGGCCUCCCCUACGUCCAGCUCUGGACCGCCAGCGCCAUCAGCUUCCUCGGCUACCGCCACUACAGCCUACUCAUGAGCCGUGGCCUUGCCCCACUCAAAGAUGUCGAUCAGCUGACGAAUGGAUACCUUGACACGCCCGUGGAGGACGUGCCGGGGCUGCGGAACAUGAGGUUCCGGGACUUCCCCAGCUUCAUACGCACGACGGACCCGGAGGAAUUCAUGGUGCGCUACGUCCUCCGAGAGACUGGGCGCUGUGCGGGCGCGUCGGCCGUGAUCCUGAACAGCUUCGACGAGCUCGAGGGCGACGCCGUGGCGGCCAUGGAGGCGCUCGGUCUGGCGCCUAAGGUGUACACGCUCGGCCCGCUCCCGCUGCUGGCGCGCGAGGACCCGCCGACACCGCGCUCGUCCAUCAGGCUUAGCUUGUGGAAGGAGCAGGAGGAGUGCCUGCAGUGGCUCGACGGCAGGGAGCCUGGCUCCGUGGUGUACGUCAACUUCGGCAGCAUCACCGUGAUGACCAACGAGCAGCUGGUGGAGUUCGCGUGGGGUCUGGCCAACAGCGGCAGGCAGUUCCUGUGGAUCAUCCGGCGCGACCUCGUCAAGGGCGACACCGCCGUGCUGCCCCCGGAGUUCCUGGCCGAGACGGCGCGGCGCGGGCUCAUGGCGAACUGGUGCCCGCAGCAGGAGGUGCUGAACCACCCGAGCGUGGGCGCGUUCCUGACCCACAGCGGGUGGAAUUCGACGCUAGAGACCAUGUGCGGCGGCGUGCCCGUCAUCAGCUGGCCGUUCUUCGCGGACCAGCAGACCAACUGCCGGUACCAGUGCAACGAGUGGGGCGUCGGGAUGGAGAUCGACAGCAACGUCCGGCGCUCCGCCGUGGCGAGCCUCAUCACGGAGCUCAUGGAGGGGGAGCAGGGGGAGGAGAUGAGGAGGAAAGCUCUGGAGUGGAGAGACAAGGCGGUCGAGUCGGCCAAGCCCGGGGGCCCAUCGCACCGCAAUUUCGACGAGCUGGUCCGCAACGUGCUCCUGCCCAAGAACUAGGCAACUAGCCAACAAGCUAGCAGGAAACUGGCUCUUUCCACUGUGAUUCUAUCAGCGUCUUGUAAUUUUGCUCAUGAGUUUUCGUGGGGUGAUGGAUAAGUCAGUGCGUAGUUGUGUAAACCACUUAUGCACGAGCGUUCCAUUUGCAGGAAUAAAAAAAUGGCUAUAUGGACUA
Messenger RNA from Phragmites australis (common reed), 1791 nucleotides. Its product is annotated as 7-deoxyloganetin glucosyltransferase-like. Bases 162 to 1616 code for a protein of 484 amino acids. The transcript is spliced from 2 exons. The record is from RefSeq and is a predicted model, not a curated record. NCBI's taxonomy places the organism in Eukaryota, Viridiplantae, Streptophyta, Magnoliopsida, Poales, Poaceae. Gene Ontology annotation, molecular function: UDP-glycosyltransferase activity.